GCCUUAACAACCAAUCAGAUUCCACGAGAAUACGAGAAAGCACCUGCUUCACAUGGAUGGUGAAGAUAUAACAAAUUUUUGCUGAUUCAAACUCAACAAACAUGGAAUGCUCAAAAGAACUUGCGUGGCAAUCCAAUAGAUUGUUUGAGGAGACUAACUGGCGAAUGUUGCAAGAUGAAAGACUUUGUGAUGUCACAUUUCUUGUUGGAAGCGGGAAGGAAGAGAAAAUAAUGGCGCACCGAUUCAUAUUAGCAAGCAGAAGUACUGUCUUCUUUACAAUGUUUUGUGGAUCACUUCCUGAGAUCAAUAAAACAGUUGAUGUUCCUGAUAUUGAACCUGCUAUAUUCCGCGAUUUGUUAAGGUUUAUUUACACGGAAGACUGCAGCGUUAACGAGAAUAAUGUAAUGGCUCUACUAUACUGUUCAAAGAAGUAUGGAUUGGAACGCCUCAGAGAAGCAUGUCAAAAGUUUCUGAACACAAAUAUUUCUUCAGACAACGUUUGCACAAUUUUACAACAUGCAAAUCAAUUCGACGAAGAUGAAUUAGAAAACAGAUGCCUUACGUUUGUGACGGAGAACGCUAAGACAGUGUUAAAAUCGGAUGGUUUGUCUACUAUUUCUAAAGAAGUUUUAAAGAAAAUUAUAGAAUCAGAUGAACUUUAUGUAGAUGAAUUAUUUGUGUACAAUGCAUGCAAGAAAUGGGCAAUUGCACAUUGUAAAAGUAAAAGUGAUACUCAUGAGCAUUCAGAGCUAGAGCAAAGGCGUGAGUUAGGGGACCUCAUAUAUUCAGUGCGGUUUGCUACAAUGUCGUUCCAAACAUUUGCAGAGAAUGUGGCCGUUGAAAAUAUAUUGACUUCAGAAGAAAAGGUGUUCGUUUUUCAAAAUAUAGCAGGGAUAGCUAGCAAGAACACAUCAUCUCCGUUUCAAGUAAUAUCAAAAAAUCGAAGUUAUAGAACGGAAAUUAUCGAAGUACAAAGAUUUGGCCCGAAUUAUGUUAAGCAAUGGAAUUAUGGCGGAAAUCCCGAUGUUUUGAACUUUAAAGUGUCCAUUUCAUGUAAGAUUGUAGGUGCAAGUUUGUUUGCUCCUUAUGAAGAAGGUAUUUUAGAAGGUACAAUAAGUUUGCAAAAUGACACAUCUGUAUUGAUAGCUGAAAAGAAUGUAAGGAUAAUAUAUGAGGUUUCUAAGUAUUAUGAAAUUGUUUUGUUCGACAAACCAAUCGAUAUUGAACCAGAAAGGGAAUACACUAUAUUUGCCUUACUUAGAGGUGCGAGUACAUUAAAAGGAAAUGAUGGGAAAACGAAAGUCGUUUCAGGACCACUUGAAGUUAAUUUCUCAAACAACGUUAAAAGUACAAAUAGCACAUCUCCAUCACAAGGACAAUUCCACUCAUUCUCUUUCGAGAUCAAAAAGCAACUUUAAAUUGAGUAUUAUGCAAUUACACAAACCUUUUACACAGAUAAUUAAAUAUCUAGUGAUUUUUCAACAACGCAGAUGCAGCAGUGAAUGAAAAAUGUAUUUGUUAAUAUGUUACUGUAUUCCGUUGAAUAUAGGCUCUUUUAGACAGCGAAGGAGUGUUGUUUAAUAGAGAAAUAAAGUUACAUUAAAUACCCAUAACCUUGAGUUGUAAACAAUUUUAAUUCAAAAUUAUUUAAAGUGUGUUUCUUUUGUUUUCUUAAUUGCUUAAAGACGCAUUUUAUGAAUAUAGAAAA
Messenger RNA from Ruditapes philippinarum (Manila clam), 1708 nucleotides. Its product is annotated as BTB/POZ domain-containing protein 6-A-like. Gene Ontology annotation, molecular function: protein binding. Gene Ontology annotation, biological process: neurogenesis. Gene Ontology annotation, cellular component: cytosol. The coding region runs from base 102 to 1418 and encodes 438 amino acids. The record is from RefSeq and is a predicted model, not a curated record. NCBI's taxonomy places the organism in Eukaryota, Metazoa, Mollusca, Bivalvia, Venerida, Veneridae. The transcript has 3 exons.